Molecule: messenger RNA, 1122 nt
Organism: Bacidia gigantensis
Lineage: Eukaryota; Fungi; Ascomycota; Lecanoromycetes; Lecanorales; Ramalinaceae
Exons: 2
Coding region: 1-1122 (373 amino acids)
Source: RefSeq, a predicted model, not a curated record
AUGGAGGUGGACGAUUCAGAGCAGGAGUAUGACGAAGAGGUUCUCUUUGCUGAUGACGAAGCAUCAGAAGCAAAUUCAGAGCAGACAGAACACAGUAAAUCAGACCAGCAACAAUCGCAAUCGCACCGCUUCGGAGGUUCUCGCAGUGAACAAGCACCAGCAGAAUUGCUUCGGCGCUUCUCUCACCCACAGCACAGCAGUCAGCAUCCAACAUCAGGACCAACAAGGCCGCCCGUUCAAGCACGCCCACCUACCUUGCAUUACCCUUUUGACCCUCACAGAACUGAUCCAACUGGCUUUUCACAAUAUGAAACUCCGUAUGCUCCGUCUGCCGCAUCUCAUACAUAUGGCACUACCGGUACAACGCAGCCAGCCAUGCUUCCAGGGAUGUUAGAUCCCAAUGAUCCAUCAAUGAUGAGAGGGUUCAAUCCGACUCGCACGCAGUUAGAGAACCCUUAUGCAACUAUACAGACUGUACACGGGAGACCGCAGCAGCAAUAUGCUGGUACUAGGGACGCCCAUUUCGCUAGCUCGCAGCAGGCUAAUCGGUAUGGAACUUUGCAGAGUAUACCAGAGACGCCGUGGCAAACAGAUACCACUGGAAGGGAUGCCAGCUCGCAGCCAGGUCGAAUUCCUACCAGGGAGCCAAGCAACGAGUUGGCGAAGGUUCCGCCUCACGCAAUCCUUAAAUCCAAUGAUCCUGACGACCCAUACUGUAAGUUCUGCGAGAAACGGAUAGCCUCUACUCAUUGGCAAUCCCAUAUUCAAUCGCCGCAGCACAUCGGCAAUUUUGAGCGUGCUAGGCAGACGACAGGCUUUGGGGAGCGGUCUCUGGGACCAACCGGUCCUACGCAGAGAGGGAAGUGGUGCGAGCUCUGUGGAGUUGAGAUCCUGUCAAAAAACUGGACCCAGCACAAGAACAGCCUCACCCACUUGGGCAAGGUACGACCUGGGGUUCCAGCGACACCAGAACCAGACCCGGACCCCCCAAGGGGAAAUACAGGAGAUGUGAAACCUGUAAGACAGAUAUCACGUCCUCUCACUGGCUCCAGCAUACUUCAUCGCAAAAGCAUCAAAAUCUUACAGCUCACGGGGAGCAAGUUGCCCGUGAGCAAGAACUAG